Molecule: messenger RNA, 2421 nt
Organism: Mya arenaria
Lineage: Eukaryota; Metazoa; Mollusca; Bivalvia; Myida; Myidae
Exons: 4
Coding region: 629-1963 (444 amino acids)
Source: RefSeq, a predicted model, not a curated record
UUCUUCUUUGCAGAACCUAAUGUGCCAAGAAGCUACGGCGUGUUUCAAGCGGUCAAGCAAUCUGAGACAGGAGAUGCAGCUAUGAAUCGCGUAUUUUAGAAGAAUGAAGAUAUUAGUCACCACAUGUUCAAACGACAUUCACAGCAAAUCAGUUAUAAUUUAGCAACAUAUAAUCAAUGGGAUAAUGCUGUUUUCAUAAAUGUAUGCCAAAUGCAGCCUUAUAAUACAAUCAAUAUUCAACAUUGGUGAUUUUUUUUCUCACAAUUUUCUGCAUCACGUAGUCAUCGGACAUAAAAACAAGCAAUUAUCAUGAAUCUUUCAGGUUUUUGUUUUGUUUUGAUAUUUCUGUCUAUUUAUCUUAGUGCACCAUUUGUCCGAGAAGCAACCAGUUUGGUAUAUAGUCUAUGAAUACAAGAUCACUCUAAUAGCGCGUUCUAUGAUUGCUGGGGCGAGAAGUCGAUAAAACAAUGGAGGAAACGUUCAUGAAGUUUGCAAAGUACUUUUAUUGGACACAAGUUUAUUGUGUUAUUUUUUACCCGAAUAUGAAUGUAUACAUGAAUAUACAUGCAUUCAAGAAAUCGUACAAUGCCCUUUAUAUAUUACAGGAGGAUUCACUGGCCUAUAUUCAAUGUUUGGGGCUUAUCAACGAUGGUGCCAGACAACUUCAACUCGAGCCCAAUUCUUUGAGGGUCUCCUUGAUAUGUGCGGCCUAGUUGAUGAUCCUGACUGUCCAAAAGCUGGUAAACACCGUGAGCUAGAAAGAGCUGAGGUAAAGAAGUCUGAGGAGGCAGUACAACGCACCAUAACGGCAAUUACUAGUUUCAGUAACCCGUUUGCUCUUCCUGACAAAGACCACCUUUAUAGUCUAGCUUCUGGGGCCCAGGGAUCGUCAGAAGUUGAAAAGGAUGUUCUUGGAGCUGACAAGAUUGGCAGGAAUGCCAAAGCUGCGUUCAUUACAGAACGAUUUGUAUAUGGUGGCUCGAAAGAAUCUUUCUUUGAACCAAUAAAAAGGAUGAAACUAAAAACAAUGGAAUCAUCAAACAAGACAGUUAAACUCACAGCAUCACAGGGAAAGAUUGUCCAGUACCAAGAACAGAGUAAUAUUGCAUUCACACUGCUUGUUAAGUCACAACAGCUACGUGAACCAAUUCAGCUUGAAGAGGUAAUGAAGUAUCCACUUACACCAGUUCCACAUAGCCUAGGAACACCAGAUGUUUUUUUUAUGAAGACCAACAAAGCCGCAAUCAUCCCGAUGUUGUUGGAAGACGUAGCUCCAGAUAAAACGUACCCAAUUGAUGCUCUUUACAUUCAGGACGGGAAUGCCCUGUUUCAAUCAUUGACAAAUUUGGGACCUACAUUUGGUGCUAUAGGCUUUCAAAUACUUGACCAGAUGGUAGCAAAGCGCCAUUUCGUUUUUUCAACAGAUUCAUACAACACUAUGUCUAUUAAGGCCCAAGAACGGUCACGACGUGGUGUGUCACAGAAAUACAUUGUAGGUGGCCCUGCUACUAGAAAACCAACUGACUUUAAACUUUUACUUACCAAUGAUGAAAACAAAGUUCAGUUAUGCAAAUUAUUGCUAAAGUUAUGGGGGAAAAAAGAAGCAGCAUCUCGUCUUCAGAAAUGUUCACUAGCAGUGCUUGUAGUUAAUGGUCAAGCAUACCGGUCGAGUUCCGCAUAUGGACGGGUCAACUGUGAUGAGAUUCCAGAGUUAUCUUCCAACCAAGAAGAAACUGAUACCCGGGUGGUGAUCUACUUGAAGUAUGCGGCAACACAAGGCUACAAAUCAGCAGUGGUUCGAACACCAGACACAGACUUAAUUUUGCUGCAUCAUGCACCGUCCAUAGAUUUGGACAUCUACAUAGACCUGGGGACCGGAAAGAAUCGCGAGUUGAUCAAUGUAUCUGAACUCGCUGACACAAAAGGAAACUUGGUGAUGACUGGUCUUUACACACUUCAAUGAUUGCAAUGCUUGAAGCCUUUACCUGUCUUAUGUAUGGGUUUGAUACAGUCUCUAGACGUUGUUCGGCACAAAAUGCUAAAGAAGAUGUCUGGUGAUGAGGAGCAGCUUAGUACAAAGACUAAUGUUGAUCUGUCCAAGCUUCCACCUUGCAAGUCGAAUUUGUUGCCACACAUUCAGAGGGUUAAUUAUCGAGUUGGAUUGUUCAAGAGGGCCGACCAAGCGAAAGUUGCAUCUCCAGAACCAUUUCAAGAUCAAGGAUGGGAAGUUAACGGUUACGGAAUUUUGGAGCCAGUGUGGUCUUCUGGUCCCAUUCUACCACCAUCUCUAGUGGACAUAGUUAUGGCUGUUGCGAAUCAUGCAGACACAGAUGAUGAAGAUAUUGAAGAAAUAGACGAUAUCAUUGAAUUUGUUGAUGAUUGUGAUGAUGAAGAUGAUGUGCUGUAAAUUAGUAAAUGACU